AUGAAAAAAAUCCAUGAAGUAGGCACAUAUGGAAAGCAGGGAUUGAGGAUGGUAGCUGUAAAAGGAGCCAUAUUUGGACGUGAGUUGGAAGCAAGCCAGAAGUUGCUGCCUUGGGAGCCUGACCUAGAGAGUCUACUCAAUAUCCAGACAUCUCCUUCUCCCUUUGAAUUGGCAGUGGAAAAGGAUUUGGUCACUGGAGAAGUGAUUGGCUUCACUGAGGUUCCAGUUGAUGAAGUUGGCUGUCCAAGGAAUUCUGUGUCUAUGAGGAGAGCACCUGGGAAGGUAGAGGAUGGGGUCAAAGGCUCACCAUCCAAUCUUCCUUUCUGGCCUGGCGGUUUGGACUUGCCUCCUCUUGCCAAAAUUGAGGUGGCAGCUCUUGAUGGUGAGCUGGAGACAGUCCCACCUGGUUUCUCCCAUGGCUUAGACUUUAAAGCCAAAGAGAAAUCACUUAAUGCAGAGCAAGUGGCAGCUAAUACAGACAAGUCAGCUAAGUCAGGAAGAGGAGAAGCUGAGAUUGACUUUGGAAAGAUCCUGGAAUUUGAGGAAGACAUAUCAGUCUGGGCAUCAGAGCCUCAAAAGGCAAGUGAGAAGCAAAGGAAGGAAGGUGAAGACAUUGCUCUAGAAGAAGCUCUCAUUAUGCAUCAGCCAGAGAUGGAAUCACAUUUCCAGGAGCCAACAGUUGUGAUAGAAAUAAGCAAGGCUCCCUCUGCUGAUACAUCUGCAUUUGGAGCAGACCCAAAACGAUCAACAGAAUUUGCUCAAAUCCUAGAUGUUACAAAACCUAUCACAGACUUUCAUAAACUGGUCCCAUACCCAGCUCAAACAUGGCCAUUUCAGCUGGACAUGUUUCAGAUGCAAGCAAUUCUGUGUCUGGAAAGGCAUGACAGUGUUUUUGUAGCAGCACAUACUUCAGCUGUGCAUUACAUCAAUGAUGCAGAGAGGGGUGUUGUUUGGGAGGAAAGCCUCAUCAUGCUCCCUGACCAUAUUGGGAUUGUUCUGCUGUCAGCCACGGUUCCCAACAUUCUAGAGUUUGCUGACUGGGUGGGUCGUAUCAAGAAGAGGAAGGUGUAUGUGAGUUCAACCCUGAAGCGUCCAGUCCCCCUGGAACAUUACCUCUACACAUAUACUGGGUCUGGAGGGAAGGGGAAGGACAAUCGAUUUCUCUUGGUUGAUGCCAGUGGCAACUUCUUACAGAAUGGCUAUGCAGCUGCUGUUGCUUCCAAGAAACAAGCCAAGGAACAGCCUACUGGGAAAGGCCCUAGGAAGGGAUUUCAUGGGGGUGGAGGCAUGAAUCCUCAACAGGAAAAGAAUAUGUGGAUUGGGCUGCUAGAUCAUUUGAAACGGAACGACAAGCUACCUGUGGUGGCCUUCACACUAAGCCGCAAUCGAUGCGAUUCCAAUGCUAUGCUUCUCUCCUCAGUUGAUCUCACCACUGCUGCUGAGAAGCACGAAAUCCAUUCCUUCAUUCAGAAGUGUGUUUCUCGACUCAAGGGAUCUGACAAACGACUCCCACAGGUAGUUCACAUGAGCAGCCUGAUGGAAAGAGGGAUCGGAGUUCAUCAUUCAGGAAUCCUUCCUCUCUUGAAGGAAGUUAUUGAGAUGUUGUUCCAACAGGGCUUAGUCAAGCUCCUAUUUGCAACUGAGACAUUUGCCAUGGGUGUGAACAUGCCAGCUCGAACUGUGGUCUUUGACUCCACCCGCAAACAUGAUGGACAAUCUUGGAGAGACCUUCAUCCAUCUGAGUACAUCCAGAUGGCAGGCCGGGCUGGGCGACGAGGUCUGGAUGCAACAGGAACAGUCAUCAUCUUAUGCAAAGGAGAAGUCCCUGAGACUUCUGAUCUUGUUCGAAUGAUGUUGGGAAAGCCUACUGUUCUGCAAUCCAAGUUUCGCAUCACUUACAGCAUGAUUUUGAAUCUCCUGAGGGUGGAACAGCUGCGAGUUGAGGACAUGAUGAAAAGAUCCUUCUGUGAAGCUAGCCAGCAGAGACAGGGAAGCAAAGUGCUUGGGAGUGGUCGGGUUCUCUGGCUCAGUCACAAGGAACAUCAGAAUGUGAUUGGGGUUCUCCUCGAGCCUCCAAGCUCAAAGUCCGAUUCUCUUUCCAUUUUCAUCCUUCAAGAUCCUGAUGCUUCACAAGUUCAACAUGACUCCACAGAUGGGAAGAAAGAGGAAUGGAAAUCCCUCCUUGGCCUUGUAACAGCAGAACCUCAAUUACCUGAAUUCACAUCUGCUCACCCAACUGUGGUAUCCUUUCCUCCCACCUCUAUUGUACGCUUUGGGAAGAAAGUCUUGAAGGUGGAUGCAUCUGCCAUCAUGACUGAUUGGAGGCGUCGCCGUCGCCUUGACUCCUCCUCUGAGGCUGAGAACCUUCUCCUAGCUUUGAAAAGUCUGUCUCUCCCUUCCUUGAGACUAGGUGGACCUGCAGUCCUUGUAUCUUGGUAUUAUGUUGCUUGUGUUGCAGCUGGGUCAGGGAAGGGUUUUGAUUGGCUGGACCCUGUGAAAGACCUGGGAAUGAAGGAGUUGGAAGCCUGUGACAAGUGGAAGUCCUAUCAGAUGGCUUUAGAGGGCCUUCAGUCACAUGCCUGCAUCUCAUGCCAGCACUUUUCUGAACACCUUCAGCUUAUGUGUGAACGACUAGCAGCAGAAGCAGAAGAGGAGCACUAUCGAUACCUGAUCUCUGAAAAGGCUCUUUCUGCGCUUCCUGAAUAUGAGGGAAAGCUCCGAGUCUUACAAGCCCUUGGAUACGUGGAUCCCAAUCUCACAGUGCAAUUGAAAGGUCGUGUCGCUUGUGAGAUGGGAACUCAUGAACUCAUGAUCACAGAACUCAUCUUUGAGAAUGUUCUCACCGACCUUCCACCAGCAGAAAUCACUGCCCUCUUGUCGUCUCUCGUCUUCCAGGGACGAAAGACCGAUUCCCUUGACACAGCAGACCUCCCAGCUAACCUUGCAAAAGGAGUUGAGAGAUUUAAGGAGGUUGCAUUGAAGAUAGGACACAUCCAGCGAGACUCAGGACUUCCAGAUCCACCCCUGGAUUUUGUGGAGCAACUCAACUUUGGCCUUGUGUUGGUGGUCUUUGAAUGGGCCAAAGGAGUCUCUUUUUCUGAGAUCGCCCGCAUGACUGAUGUCCAGGAGGGUUUGAUCAUUCGAGCGAUCCAGCGGCUAGAAGAGGUUCUGAGGGAUGUGCGAAGUGCAGCACGCAUAGUUGGGGAUCCCCUACUUUUCCAGAAAAUGGAAGAAUCUUCUGCAGCCAUCAAGCGAGAUAUUAUGUCUGAUUCAGGGGAACCAAAAGGAGGAGAUGAUGUGGAUAUGGAUGAGGAGAUGGAGGAAGAUGAUGAGGAUGAUGAUGAAUCAGGAAUAGAUGAAGAAGAAGGUGGAGAAGAGGCUGGAGCAAGUGGAGAAGAGAAGAAGGAAAAGAAAGUAUAUCUUCCUGGUGAGCCCCUUGGUGAAGGGGAGGAGCUGGAAUGUGAUGAGUCUGCUUAUGUCCUCUUCCAACAAGCCCAUGCAGGUGCACCCUGCCUGAGCUUUGACAUCAUUCCAGACCAUCUGGGUGACAAACGAGAGACUUUCCCAGCAACAUGUUACUGUGUUGCAGGAACCCAAUCAGCUCGUUCUCAUGGCAAUAAUUUGAUUGUCAUGAAGAUGACAAACCUCCGCAGUAACAAGAAAGCCAACAAGGAGAAUGAUGACUCAGAGGAUUCAGACUCAAGUUCUGAUGAGGAAGAUGAAGAUGACAAGCCAGAAUUGGAGGCAGCUCUUGUGGCUCAUCAAGGCACUAUCAAUCGUGUCAGGGCUCACAAACUCCCAGAUGGGAAAGUAUUGGCAGCAUCCUGGUCAGAGCUUGCAAAAGUCCACAUCUGGGACCUGACCCGUCCCCUCCAGGCUGUUGAGGACCCCCAUUCUAUGACUGCAUAUGUGAGAAAGAAGGAAAGCCCCAAGCCACUCUUCACAUUCAAAGGUCAUUUACAAGAGGGUUAUGCAAUGGACUGGUCCCCAACCAAUGUUGGUUGGUUGGUCACUGGUGACUGUGUGAAAAACAUCCACCUUUGGAAGCCUACUGAAGGUGGGAAGUGGAGUGUUGAUCAGAAGCCUUUUGUUGGUCACACUGCCUCUGUUGAAGAUCUUCAGUGGUCUCCCACUGAGAAGACGGUCUUUGCCUCAUGCUCUGUGGAUCGCACGAUUGGAAUAUGGGAUGUGAGGGCUCCUCCUCAGAAGGGGAUGAUGCUUUCCGUGAAGAAUGCUCAUGAGAACGAUAUUAAUGUCAUUUCAUGGAACCGACAAGAGCCAUUCAUCGUCUCUGGUGGAGAUGAUGGCAAGGUCAAUGUCUGGGAUCUCAGAGACUUUCAGGUGAGCGAAACUCCAGAGCCAGUGGCAAAAUUCAAGCACCACACACAGCCAGUGACAACUGUGGAAUGGCAUCCCACAGAUUCCUCAAUAUUUGCAUCUGGAGGUGGUGAUAACCAGAUUGCAAUCUGGGACCUGGCUGUGGAAAGAGGUGAUGAUCCCAAUGAUAUACCAGAAGUGCCAGCUCAAUUGCUGUUCAUCCAUCAAGGUCAGGAAGAUAUCAAAGAACUCCAUUGGCAUCGUCAGAUACCUGGUCUCAUCAUCUCUACUGCUCAUUCAGGAUUCCACAUCUUCAAGACCAUCAGUGAACUGGAGAAGCUUCACACACAGCAACUGGAAGAAGAUUAUGAGAAGGAAUUGAGUAAAGAGCGAGACCAACUUCACUCCCUCCUCCCUGAAUUGACCCACCCCACUCAGCUUGGUACUAAAGACAGAGAAUGGGAAAAGUGCCGGAAGGACUUGGAGGAAUUAUAUGAGUGGGAGGGAAGGCAUUUGGAGAGGAUAAAGCCAGUGCUCUGUGAGCCCCUCAUCACUAGUCGAGAAACCAUUUCCCUUCCGUCUGAACGUCUCCCGGACAUGAAGGGACUGUUAUCCUCCAGCCAAUACCUGGUAAAGAACAUCGGUUCCCUCUAUGCACUUCCAUCCUCCCGCUCUGUUGAGGGAGGGGAAGAAUUGGAGGAGAGGGAGAUGAGAAGGAGAAUCCUGGUGAUAGAGAAAAGGAAGAAGGUGAUGGAGAAGCGAAUUCAGAAGUUUGAUGAUCUGUUGCGCUUUGACUAUGCUCCUUGUCUGAAAAUGAGCCAGAUGGAACCAGAUGGAAUCAUGUCUAGUACACCUCUCCAUUGAUCAUUGCCAAAUGUGGGAAAAAAAAAAGGCAGUGACAAUUUCUUAAAUGGACCUAGUGAAGUGUUAUGAUUGUCAAGUGGAUCUGAGAUCAUGCAUUUGGCAAUGAGGGGAAAGUAAAUUCCUUCCACUUUUUCUAAGCAUUGGAAAGAAGUUUCUGUGUCAUUUCCAGUGAGACCAAACUGCUAUAUCUUGAACCACCCUCUGUCACCCUCUUGCUGUGAAUUCGAAUUGACUUGCUAUAUUUUUUUAAUUGUCUUUGUAUGAGAAUUCCCAUUGUAAGUUCCUUGGGG
Messenger RNA from Darwinula stevensoni, 5471 nucleotides. The record is from the annotation of a GenBank genome assembly. NCBI's taxonomy places the organism in Eukaryota, Metazoa, Arthropoda, Ostracoda, Podocopida, Darwinulidae.